Messenger RNA from Talpa occidentalis (Iberian mole), 2420 nucleotides. RefSeq names its product meiotic kinetochore factor (gene MEIKIN). The record is from RefSeq and is a predicted model, not a curated record. Gene Ontology annotation, biological process: homologous chromosome segregation; meiosis I sister chromatid cohesion; meiotic sister chromatid cohesion, centromeric. Lineage: Eukaryota; Metazoa; Chordata; Mammalia; Eulipotyphla; Talpidae. Gene Ontology annotation, cellular component: kinetochore. The coding region runs from base 201 to 1670 and encodes 489 amino acids. The transcript has 13 exons.
UAAAAACGCGGGAGCGGAGCGGGCGGCUUAGGUCGAGUGCCUGGGCCCGGCCGGGGCUGCCCAGCUUCCCUCACCUUCCUCUCGUGCUGCCCUGUCGGCCGUCCUGGCCGUCGCCGCCCUCCGACUGUAGCUCUGUUCCUGAGGAAGGCCACGCGUGGAGAGGCCACCGAGGGCCCGGGGGCGCCGAGGCCCGGGGUGGGAUGGCGCUGUGGCCACAGGUCUACACCCGCAAGAAGCGGGCCUGCGAAAGGCUUAACCUGACCCCGACGCCAGAUCUAGGCACCCUUGAGAAGGUGGAGGCCCCCUCAGGUCCUGGCCGAGGCCUCCCUGCCCACUGGAAGCCCGGCCUGGCUGACCUGUGGGGCGGCACCCGGGACAGGUGGGUCGGGGGGCACCUGGGCCUCGACGCCAGGGACCCCAGAGGCCCGCGGGCGGCCUCCCCAGGCUUUCGCCUUGAAAGGAGUCGCCCUCUCUCAGGCGCGAAAGGAAGUGGCCAAGGGCAUGAUUUGGCGAAGAUCGUCGAGAAGGCUGAGCAGAGCAGGCUGAGAGGUAGCGGCUCUGGGCCGCUGAGCACUCAAUUAAGAGUCUCAGGACAGAAAAGCCCGCAAGAAAAUAGCACUAGUGAAGAGACCCAGGAUGAGAUCAUCGCUCCAUUGAGUGAGUCAGUGACAGAUAACCUCCAGUUUGACAGUAGUUCAUCAAAUAGUGAACUAGAAUCAGGACUAAGUUGGCAGCAUAAUGCUUCCACUUCUCUUCUGAGCUAUUCAAUCACAGACUCUUACACAGAAUAUAAGAGUUCUGAAGAAAGCUUAAGUAGCUUCCCAUCACCUGAACUCUUCAGAGGAUCAGAUCAUUUAGAUUUGGAGUAUCCCAAGUUGGAAGAACACAUGCUAUACAAGAAUUCCACUCUUCUGGAUACCAGUAAAGCAGUAGUGAUAGAGAAGGCAGCACAGUUUUUAAACCUCUCUACAAUUUUAGGUACCUCUUCAGAAGACUAUCAGAUAUGCCAUAGACAAAAAGUGAUGACCUUUGCAGAUCAAAAUGUUUCUCCAAAACCAAAGAAUACUUCAAAUCCAGAAUCAGACAAUGCAACUUGUGAAAUUUUACUUGCUGAGAAACCUUAUCCUUCAACCACUGAAAAAAGCAAGAAAAAACCUGAAAAAUAUCCGGAACCUAGUGAUACAGAUUUUCAGACAAUGUUAAGUUCUCAUCUAAAAUUCAAGGUUCCAUCAUCUCACCAGAAGCAUGUUUUUGAAAGUAAUGCAGAUAAAUCAGUUACCAAAGUUCUACUGCCUCAGCCCCUGGAACCUGUAUUGAAAAUAAAUUCCAGUACUCCUGAUAAGAAAAGCAGAGGCCUGUUAACAAGUACUCCAUCUUCCCAAACAGCUGGUUUAGUGAUUGAUUUGUCCCCAGUUAAAAAUACAUCUUUCGAAGAACUAUUUCCAAAUAUCAGCAAUUAUGUUAAUUCAAAUGAAAUCGUUCCUGUGUCAAGUUUGCAAGAAAAUUCUUCAAAUAAGUUUCAUUCAAAUCCAUCUGAAAUAUGUUGUAUUAUUAGAGCGUCACCAGGAACUAGACAAGUGAAAAGUAAAGGUGUUGUUUUAAAGAAGAAAUACUCUCCUCCCAAAGAUAUUCCUCAAGAUAUUAUAAUAAAAACAAGUGGCAGGCUGUAGCAGCUGUGGCUGAAUUUUCACUCCUUUGAAGAUAUGAACAUAAAGUCAAAGCCCAUAAAAUACAAUGUCUGUCUGAAAUUAUAUGAAGUUCAAAAUUCUCUAAUUAUUUGUGAUAUGUAAUAUAUACUGACAUUGAAAUUCUAUUCAGAUUUGUAUCAUUUAUUUUUGAUUAGUUAAAUUUUUUCUGUAUUCUUCUUAAGCAUAUGUAUUUGCAUUGUAAAAUAAGAAGGCUAUACAUUAAAUAAUUUCAGCCAACACCAGGAUAUUAAGUAACUUCCUUUCAUUGUUUUUUUCCCAAAGUUUACCCUUUGUAUAGAUUGAAAGUAUGAAGUUGUUGAGGCACUAAAAAUGAAAAUGCUUAUAUUACGAGCUAUUUUUAACAGAACUUAAUUGAAAUCACAUGAGUGAGAGACCUAAUUUCAGGUCUGACUGAAAGAAACUCUAUCCUCAAGGUUUGCUGAAGCACAAAUGUAUAAUAUGUACAAUUAAUCAGACACUAAGUAUUUAAUAUAUUACCUUAUCCCCAAACAACAUUCUUUAAUUAAUACUAUCUGUAGGAUUUUGGGGGUUUUCUUUUGUAUUAUAAUUUCUUGUGGCAUGUUAGUGCUUCUGAAAAAGCACUAAUCCUGUGAAGAUGAUACAGUUGUAUAACUAUUGGUGAGAUUUCAGCUCUAAUGGGUUUACUAAUGUUACACAAAAGAGUAAGAGUCAAAUUGUCAAAGCUAUCUCAAUGUGAAAUAAAAUUCUAAU